GCUCCUGAAUCACGACGUGCAGUUCUAUCAAGAGGAGAGAGGUCAAACUGCAGAGGACAUCAAGGAGGAAUAUGAGAAAAAGCUCUCUGACCUCGAGAUGAACUGGAAGGAGGUGGUGAAGGAGAAGGACUUCGAACUGCAAAGCCAGCAAGAGGAGUUGGAUCGACUCAAGGAAGCCAAUGAGGAGCUGAAGCAGAGACGGCUGUCCGACAAGUCCGGGCCCUUGCUCAAGAAGCUCGAGAAGGCUGAGUCGAUCCUGGAAGAGACGGAGGCAGAGUUGAAGCAGUCCCAGGAAGAAGCUCGGAAGUGGAGGGCGGAGCAUGGCGCCCUGCAGAAGGAGCUGUCAAUCACACGCACUGCGCUGGAAGAGCGUGAG
Molecule: messenger RNA, 376 nt
Organism: Symbiodinium pilosum
Lineage: Eukaryota; Dinophyceae; Suessiales; Symbiodiniaceae
Source: the annotation of a GenBank genome assembly